Molecule: messenger RNA, 5215 nt
Organism: Pecten maximus
Lineage: Eukaryota; Metazoa; Mollusca; Bivalvia; Pectinida; Pectinidae
Product: solute carrier family 40 member 1-like
Exons: 8
Coding region: 83-2068 (661 amino acids)
Biological process (GO): iron ion transmembrane transport
Cellular component (GO): membrane
Molecular function (GO): iron ion transmembrane transporter activity
Source: RefSeq, a predicted model, not a curated record
UUGAGCACGUAGGCAAAACAAUUGUGUGAAGUAAAAAUACGAAGCAUUGUAUUGAUAUUUGUGUACUGGUAGUAAGUGAAGUAUGCCUUCCAAAAAUAAAGUGGAGGAGGAAACCAGUCUAUUGAAAAGUGAGAGUAGCAUUGACGAGUAUGGUGAUAAUGGCUUUACCUGUACAACAGGGUAUAAACAGGAUUACUAUACCUGGCGGAGAGAUCAGAUAGCCAAGGAGAAAUUGGAAGCAAAGACGCGAUGGUUUGUUUACAUCAGCCACUUCCUGUCCGCCUGGGGCGACAGGAUGUGGUCCUUUGGAGUCGGAAUUUUCCUUGUUCAGUUGGAGCCAAUAUCCCUCAGACUGGUUGCUGUCUACGGAUUCGCUAAUGGCGGUGCCAUCUUGUUACUGGGAGCCAUCGUUGGCGACUGGGUCGACAAGACAGCCAGACUUUCUGCCGCGAAGUGGACGUUAGUGAUACAGAACCUGAGUGUGUGUCUGUGUUCCAUCCUGGUGUACUUCGUAUUCCAGUAUCAUGACGAGAUUAAGGAGGUGUGGCCCCAACAGGGAUUGGCCGACCUGUCCUAUGCUGUCAUCAUCAUCAUCUCGAUUAUAGGAAACCUGGCAAGCGAGGGGCGCAAAAUAGCAGUGGAGCGCGACUGGAUUGUUGUUAUUUGUGGACGAGACAAAGACUUGCUAGCAAGUAUGACCUCCUUCCUAAGAUCAAUCGACCUUACGACCCUGAUCUUGGCUCCCGUUGUCACUGGACAGAUAAUUGCCUUCACUGUGAUUGGCUACGGCGCUCUUUUUAUAGCCGCUUGGAACUUGGUGUCGGUUGUGAUAGAAUAUAUUUUUAUUGUGAAAGUAUAUGAGGAAGUGCCAGCCCUCAAAGCAGUGAAAAAUAAAGAUCGUGGAUCAGUUGAAGAACCUACUGAUAAAAAUUCUCCAUUGAUGAAUGAAGAACAAAUCACUGUCAAUGAAGAUCUUGGACCUGCAGGCAGUUCACAUCAACAAAACAAACAGCCACUGGAUCUUGAUGAAACCAGUCUUAAAACAGAGAGGGCUAUUAAAAGUAUGACGGGAGAUGAGGAGCCUGAUGAUUCAAGUUCUCGAGGAAAUUGUGGCCGUUGUCUAGGGAAGGUUUUUAAAAGCUUUAUUAUUUUGUAUCGAGGCUGGAGUACCUACAUGAAAUAUGAUGUGGCAUUCGCUGGCCUGGGCCUAUCUAUGUUAUACAUGACAGUUCUGGGAUUUGAUAACAUCACCACUGGCUAUGCUAUAUCACAGGGCAUCUCCGAAUCUAUUUUGGGAUUUUUAAUGGCAGCUGGUGCCCUUGUAGGAAUUCUGGGAACUGUUGUCUAUCCGUACAUCCGGAGACGGAUCGGCCUGGAAAGGACAGGAUUAUUUGGCUUUUUGGCCGAGAUUCUCGUCCUCACAUUGUGUGUGGCAGCUGUUUGGGCACCUGGCAGUCCUUUUGAUCUCCUCUAUAAGUCGAGACUUCCGAAAGGGGAGAUGGUUGAUUUAAAUAAAUGUAAUAAUGUCAGUUUAAUUGAUAAUAAUCAAACAAUUAUUUUUGCUACAAAUGAAACAACUCUGGGAUAUAAUUACACUUCAGAUUUGAUUCUAGCCAAUCAGAGUGUUUUAUGUAACGCGACGGGAGGAGGAGAAAAUGAAGGACCGGACUCCUACAUCUCUAUUUCACUGUUGAUGGGCGGAAUAAUUGCUGCUCGAUUUGGGCUUUGGAUUGCUGACCUCACUAUCACACAACUUUUCCUUGAAGCUGUCGUUGAACGUGAACGUGGAAUCGUCAAUGGAGUUCAAAGUUCACUGAAUCAGUGCGCAGACAUGUUGAAGUUCCUGAUGGUUAUAGUAGCUCCGGAACCAGAGGUGUUUGGAAUCCUUGUCUUGAUCUCAUUUUCUUUUAUUUGUAUUGGGUGGGUGUUUUAUGCUAAAUAUUCGAGGUCAGCUCGUGGACAUCUUUUCCAUUUUGAAAAAGUUGCGGUCUGUUUGGAUUCCAAAAAAGAUUUACCUGUAACAGACAUGACACAGAGAGACGAUGACGACAGUCGAAGUAGAUCCUGAUUAAAUUCACCAUGGACAGCAUUUCAAUACAUUUUUGCUCAAAUAUUAAGAGGUUUGUACCUUGCCAAUUGGUAGUAACGCUCGAUUCCAUUAGAUGAUGGGUGGCCUGAGUAACACUGGCUAAAUAGUGGGCUGUUCAAAUCGUCAUUCGUCAGUCAUUCGUCUGUAAAGCAAUCCUGGUUAAUUAUGAUUUUGAGUCUUAUGAGGAAAACAAAACGGCCAACAGGUGGCCAUCUUGGAUUUUGACAGUUGAAGUUUGGUCAUCACAAAUUCUUGUUAAGUCCUCAAGGAUGUUUCUCAAACUUGAUUGGUCCAUUUCCCUAAAGACCUUGUUGUACUUGAUCAAUAUCUUGAGAAUGAUCAGUAAAAAAUUGCCAACAGGUGGCCAUCUUGGAUUUUGACAGCUGAAGUUUGUUAUUUCUAACUCAUAUUAGUAGUUCUUUGUAACUUUUUCCAUGUUCAGUUUUGCCAUUGAUCAGAUAAGUACAAGUAAAUUUAAAAAAAAAUUCAAUAGAACUGUGAUGUAUUACGAGGAAAGAGGAGAAAAGUACAGAAAUUACAAAAAAAAUCAAAAUUAAUUAGAAUCAUAGACUUAUAGAUAAUAGAUGGAACCAGUUAACAUCAGUUCAAUGGUGGGCACCAAAUUUCCUUCGGGAUAUCUUAAUACAGAUGUUACUUUGGGUAGUUGCAGUCCUCAGGGUUAUUGGCACAACCAACUGGCAUUAUUUUUCGUGACAAAAACUUUUCAUUUGAUGACAAUAAGUGUGUUGCAGUGUGGGAGAUGAAAUUGUGUUACGCAGACUUUGUAUGAUUUUUUUUUGUUACAUAUUCACACUUUUAUAGAAUGAAUAAUUUUUGAUAUUUCACUGGUAAAAAUGUAAUAAAUGUUGAUCCUUUUAGAAUUGUGACUCAUUACUGGGAAACAGGGUAUGUUGAUCCUGUUAGAAGUGUGACUCGUUACAGGGGAACAGAGUGUGACUUGUUACAACAGACCAGGGUAUGUUGAUCCUGAUAGAAUUGUGACUUGUUACAGGACAAGGUAUGUUGAUUCUGUUAGAAUUGUGACUCGUUACAGGGGAACAAGAGUAUGUUGAUCCUGUUAGAAGUGUGACAAGUAUUCCACCUAUAGAUGUGUAUAUGUGGUGUUGCUCUGGUGCUAUGACAGACCUUGUACUAGGUUGUUUAUAACAUCUGUAUAAUUAAUGGAGUUUUUGUGGUGGGAAGGUGCAAAUAUUAUAUUCAAGUUGACACCCUCUUCAGAGAAAACAUGUUCAUACAACUGUAUAUACUAUAAACAUUCUAGCCCUUUUUGUGCCAGAAGCAUUACGCUAAACUAUAAUUGUGCUAAUUUUACUUUCUAUUAACUGUUUCUAUAUAAAAUAAUUUUGGUGUGCAAUUCAAUGAGAUAAUCUGUUAAAAAUUUGGAAAAAUGCUAAAGUUUGAGUGUGCCAAAUAAAGUACAUUUAUAUACAAUUACUGAUGUAUUUUACGUCACACCUUGUAUUUUCUUUUUAUUCUUAAAAAACUUCUACAAACUGUAAGUGGGCUUUUUAGCUCACCUGAACGUGAGCUUAUGUCAUACCGUGGCAUCUGUCGCCGUCAGUCAACAAUCUUAACAAAAAAAACCUCUUCUUAAUUGCUGAUUGGAAUUUAACCUUCUAGGUACUGGAAGCAUCUGUAAAUAUGAGGAAAUAGUUGGGCUGAGGGGCAGGGUCAAAAAGGAACAAUUUGCCAAUAUUGCUGUAAACUACUUCUCUUGACUAAGAGAUGGAUAUCACUCAUAUUUGACUGGUAGCAUCCCUAGGUGGUGGGGAUUCGGGUGGGGCCCAAUAGGACAAAUAUAAGCAGUUAAAAAUCUUUCUUCUCUUGUAUGAAAUUGGUGUAUAGUAUCUUUUGGGGGAAAGAAAUAUGUUUUGUAUAAAAGGUUUGUCUGACCCCCUUUGUGCCUAAAUUGCAAAGCUCAAUAGGGAAAAAAAGCUAGUUCUUUGAAAUAGUUCUUCUGUAGAAAUGCACAGUGUUUGGCCAUUUUAAGUCACUGAAAUAUGCAGGGUUGCGAUACAGGCCCUCUUGGCCUCUUGUUUUAGAAACAGUUGAUUCCCAUUGUGAGAUAUUUUUGUGGUAUAUAUAAAUAUUUUAAUUGGUGUACAAUGUUUUCAUGUAAAUAAUCAAGUAGUUUUAUGUCACGUUAAUGCAAAAAAAAUUGAACUCAAAAUAUGGUGCUCAGAAUUGUCUACCUAUAUUGAUGGGCAAACAUACUGUGAUAGAGAUAUGGCGAGUGUCAGGUUCACUUCAUGAUUUAUUGACCGGAUUUCUUUUUGUAUCGUGUCAGUAUUUGAAUUUACCUAGUAACAUUACAGACCAGCAUUUUAUAUAUUGAAGUGUUUAUAGGAACAAUUGUGUCACCGACCUAGAAAUAAAAUUUUAGCUAAAAGAGAUAAAUUGCAUAUACAUGUAUAAUAAAAUAUUAUGUCCCUGCAUCAAUUCACUGAAAUGAAUUUGUGUUAAGGCUGUAUGCUACUUUGUCCAUACUGUACAAUAUUACUUACCGAUACCUUUCAAAAGCAAAAUUUUGAAAAUUGAGGAAAAAUAGAAUAAUAGGUGACUGGUUUAUACCAUUACGUUUGACAAAUGAACACAUCAAUUGAUGAUCAGAUAUAUUUUACCCUAACCUUAUAUAAGGGAGAUAACUCUUAUAUACAUGUAGUAUUAUAUCAGGAAAUUACUCUAAUAGUGCAUUAUAUACUGAUAAGGGAGAUAACUCUAAUAUUGUGUUAUAUACUGGUAAAGGAGAUAACUCUGAUAUUGUGUUAUAUAAGGGAGAUAACUCUAAUAUUGUGUUAUAUAAGGGAGAUAACUCUAAUAUUUUGUUAUAUAAGGGAGAUAAAUCUUUGUAUUUUAUCUAUAAGGUCUUCCUUAUCAGUGAUAAUACAUAUCUGAUCUGUUUGUGACAGAUUCAUUUUUAACUUGUACCAGUGAAAUGGACAUACAGCUGGUCAGUUUGUUUUUACUGUAAAGUCAUAUGUUCUGUGAUUAAUUUUUAUCAUGAAUUAUACAAUGAUGAUUUAUAUUGGUAUAUUUGUUUUUGCUGUGACACAAAGCUGUAAUUAUUAUCAAUAUGCUAUUAAAAAUCAAAAAUAAUCAACAUAA